Symbiodinium natans is the source of this 771-nucleotide messenger RNA. NCBI's taxonomy places the organism in Eukaryota, Dinophyceae, Suessiales, Symbiodiniaceae. The record is from the annotation of a GenBank genome assembly.
AUGGAAACUGCGUCCAGCGCCUUGAGCCAAUUCGUCAUCUUGGCGCAGACGACGCAGGGGCGCGCACUGGAGGCCCUUAUCGGGCAAGCCCUUGACCACUCCUCCAUCUUCGUCUUCGGGGAGCUCCUGGACUGCCCCAACGUCAAGGCCCUCCAGGGCACCGAGUUUCAGCGGUCAUUGGACCUGCUUCGCCUCUUCGCCUAUGGCACCUACCCCGACUACAAGGCGCGCGCCAGCGAGUUAGGCGAGCUGACCGCGGCACAGAAGCGGAAGUUGCAGCUGCUGACGCUGGUGACCAUGGCUACAAGGGACAAGCUGAUCAAGUACUCCGACCUUGAGGCCGCCGUGGACGUUUCAAGCACGCGUGAGCUCGAGGACCUGACCAUCGAGGCCGUGUACCAGAAUCUCUUGGUCGCAAAGAUGGACCAGGAGAAUCAGUGCGUCCUGGUUGAGUCCUGCGCGUGCAGAGACUGCAGGGACGAGGACAUCGACUACAUCAUCGAGACCCUCACCUCCUGGCAACAAUCGGCCCAGGGCAUGAUCCAAGCGCUCGAUGGGGCCGUUGCGUACGCCAACAGCAGCUACGAAAAGCAGAAGGUUGCCAUGGAGGACUUGGAAAGAGAGGUGAAGACGAUCCGGGACAGCCUGAAGGAGGGCGAGUCCACAAAGGUGGGCGGCGUCGGCUGCACCCGAAUGCAGAUCGACGAGGCGGACGAGGAGUCCAAGCGCGCCAAGAGCACGAGGGGCCGCUGGGUGGGUGGAAAGCACUGA